UUUACCAGCACUAUAUAUCGGUCUAUUUCUGUAAAAAGGUCUUUUCGCAGGAAUAGCAAUAUAAAAACUGUUCUUUGUACCAUGACGCGACAGCAGAUGUUGUCUGAGGGAAUAUCGCGUAAUAUAAAUAAAUCGCAAGCAAUACCAACAAUAUCGUAGCCAAAGAAUAAUAGAAAAUAGAUAAUCAAAAUGCCGAUUGAUACGCGCGAGCUAAUGGAAGCUAUUGCAAUUGUUGCUGAUGAGCAGAAUAUACGUGUAGCUGUAAAACAAUCUGCAAAGGGCACAGCGAUCUGUGCUGCCUGCUGCUUUGCAGGUGGCCUACUGAUGGGUCCAGUGGGCCUAGCUGUUGGUGGCGCUGCGGGAGGAAUUGCCGCCUACAAAGUGACCAGUGGCACAUUUAAGCCGCUGGGAGAGGUAAUAUUAAACGAUUUGACAGACAUGCAGCGCGAGCAGCUAGUGCAACAUGUGACAAAAGCCGUCGCCGAGGUACACCCCACAGAUUUGGUAAUGCUGCUUCCGUUGAUAACGCAGAAUGCCUCCGUUCAACAGGCUGUGCUCAGUACAAUUAUGUCGUUUGUUACCAAUGAACUGCGCAUGCAGAUUGUUGACUGAUAAGCUGAUUUGUAAAUGCGCCCUGGUCCAAUUACCGAUUUUACUGAUGUACAUAUGAAAAUAUAAUUUUAAUAAUAAUUUCCUUAGAUACUAUA
This is a messenger RNA of Drosophila virilis, 707 nucleotides long. RefSeq names its product protein Nazo. NCBI's taxonomy places the organism in Eukaryota, Metazoa, Arthropoda, Insecta, Diptera, Drosophilidae. The record is from RefSeq and is a predicted model, not a curated record.